This is a messenger RNA of Leptinotarsa decemlineata (Colorado potato beetle), 821 nucleotides long. RefSeq names its product mitochondrial ribosome recycling factor 1 (gene mRRF1). Gene Ontology annotation, cellular component: mitochondrion. Gene Ontology annotation, biological process: translation. Lineage: Eukaryota; Metazoa; Arthropoda; Insecta; Coleoptera; Chrysomelidae. Gene Ontology annotation, molecular function: ribosomal large subunit binding. The record is from RefSeq and is a predicted model, not a curated record.
UGUUGAAAAUUUCAUUGUGGAGGUUAACAUAUUGUAAAGUGAAAGUAGAAGUAAAUGAAACACAAUUAUCAGAAGUGAUAAAUGUAUCCUCCAUGAAGUCACAAAUGCAAAACGUCAUAGAACAUCUGAAGGAUGAUUUUAUAAAAAACUUGUCUUUACGUUCUACAACAGGUUCCAUUGAAUUGUUGCCUGUGAAAUUUGAGGAAAAAGAACAUACCUUGCAGGAACUUGCUCAAAUUGUCAGAAAAAAUCCCAAAACUCUUGUAAUAAAUAUGUCAAUAUUUCCACAAGCUAUUCCAGCAGCACUGAAGGCUAUAGAAACCUCAGGAAUGAAUUUGAAUCCACAACAGGAUGGUACAACAAUUUACAUACCAAUACCCAAAGUAACAAAGGAACAUCGAGAAAAUCUUGCAAAAAAUGCGAAGCAGUUAUUUACAAAAUGUAAGGAUGGAAUUAGAGAUGUCCAGAUAAAACAUGUUAAACAAGUUAAACGAAAAGAAGGCCUUUCACAAGAUCUUGCAAGAAGUGUUGAAGCUCAAAUCAUUGCAAUAGCUGAUGGUUUUAUAAGUGAAGGAGAAAAAAUAUAUGAAGCUAAAAAAGAGGAACUAAUUGGAAAGGAUUAACUGUUCCUUGCAAAAUUGAUGAAUCAACUAUAUUAAUGCAGCUAGACCAUGAUUGCAAUGAGCUAAGUUCAAAUUGAUUGGACUGCCAGUAUAUAAAAAUGCAUACCUCUUAUCAAAACAGAGUGUAUCACUGGCAUUUAUUUUCUCAAUUUGUUCAUUGUAAUAUAUUCAUUCAUUAUAGAAUGUAUGUCCUAUGAA